ACUCUGCAGCUGCUGCCGAUAGCGCGCCAAAAGUGACAAGUAUCGCUGAAUUUAUAGCGAUGGGAGCCAGCAACCGAUAGAUAGCUAGCCAAACAGGGUCGUCCACACUAAAACGGAUGUAGAUGCGGAUGUGAAGACAUCCGCAAAACCUAGUUGAUAUACAAAUUAUGAGCAAGAAAAGCAAUGUCUGGCAGUUUUUUCGCAAGGCCAACGUUGAUGCGGUGGCCACAUGCUGCCUGUGCAAAAGAGAUUACUCCAGGAAAGGUCGAGGCACCACCUGCCUGAGGAAUCAUCUGAAGAGCAAACAUCCUGCGGAAUUCCGCAAACUGUCCGAAGACAUCCGCUAUUUGGUCAAGGAGGAAGUCACGGAUACAUUGACGCAGCAGCCAAUUUCUCCGGAUCCCUUGGAAAUGGGCAAUGCAGAUGAGCUGUUUGCGCGCUGUGACGAACAGUUGGCCCAAGUGUUUCUCUCUCCAAGGAUCUCCUUCGACUUGAUAGAAAGCCCCAGAUUCAUUAGCUUUGUGAAAGCUUUGAAUUCUGACUAUUUAAUUAGGGCGAGGGGAUAUUAUGAGAAUAUAUUGUGCCACGGAAUCCACAAAAGAGUCCAAACUCGGGUGGAGCAGAAGGUGGAUCUGCUGGAUGCCAUCUCCCUGAGCAGCAGUCUGUGCUGGGCCAAUAACGAUGGCCUGCUUAGCCUGUCGUGUUUUGGUAUCUCAAAUGAUUUCCAGGCUCAGCGAUGCACGCUCAAAUGCAAGGCCCUCAACUAUGAGGACACCGACAGGGUGGCCUACUGCAUUCAGAAUUUGAUCUUUGGUUUGGAAAUGGAGCUGCCCCAGGAGAAGGUUCAUUGCAUUAUCAGAGAUGAGGCAACUGCUCUGGCCGGUGCACUUCCCGACUGCUGUGUCUCCCGCCUGCAAAUGUGCGUGAGAUUCGCCCUGCAAGAGAGCCAACUGCUUCAGAAUCUCUCAUCGAAGUGCAAGCAAAUCGUUGAUCACUUUGCGUCCUCCACGAUGGCCCAUGAGCAUCUGAAAUUCAUUCAAGAGAUACGCCUUAACCAAGAGCCCUGCUCAAUGCUAGACAAAAGUCCCAUAAAAUGGAACUCCACCUUCGAGAUGAUGGGCCGUGUGCUCAAGAUGAAGGAAGCGCUCUCGCUGUACGCCGAGGAGUAUAGCCUGGUCGAAAUCUAUCCGGAUGAAUGGCUGGACAUUGACUUGUGCAAGAAGGUAAUGCAGCCUUGCGAGGAGAUCAUCAAAAUGUGGAGCGAUCCUUCGACAACAGCCUCUUCGGUGAUUCCGCUUGUGGCUGCCCUGAGGGAUUCCCUUCAAACUGAUGUCCACAAUUUUGGGUCCUCCGUGACCAUUUGCAGCUUUGCCCGUAAACUGCUAGAAGAACUGGAAAUGAAGUUCGCUGAUAUCAGCACAGAUAUCAAAUAUCUGGUGGCCACCUAUUUGGAUCCACGCUAUAAGCAAGCCUUCUUCAACGAACGGGAAGAGCUGCUGGUGACCAACAAAGUGCUGCAGCAGCUAGCCAGCAUCCGAGGAACUGACGAGGUUCAGCCUUCGUUGAAAAAAGUAAAAUUAUCCUCAGCGCAUAUUAAAAAUGAAUCAAAGAUUGACACCAUUUUGGAUAGUAUACUGGCCUCUGGCUCUGGCCAUAAUCAGACAGCCGCCACAUGCCAUGGAACUCAGUCGCAGCUGAAGAACCUCCUUUAUCUAUACAACUCCGAGCCGAGAAUUGAGAGGAGCAUGGAUCCGUUGCUGUGGUGGAAAACAAACAUCAAAUACAGUCCCAUGUACAGUAUUGUCCGGCAGUUUCUUUCAGCUCCGGCAGCCAGUGCGUCCAACGUGGAAUUGUUUGCCGAAUCUACACAUUUGUAUAGAGAUAUGCAGGCGGGUCUGAGUACCGAUAGUGUAUCCAAAAUAUUGUUCAUCAAGUCCAACUCUAAGGGCUCCUUCGACCACAGAGAUUGAUGAAGUUGUGAAGUUUUUUGUACUUUAAUCUUAAAACUAAAUGAAUUCUUAGGUUGUAUAUUAUUAGCCCCUGUAGUCGGGAUCAUUAUGCUCCUCGUCAUCUUCUUCCUCUUCGUCGUCUUCAUCUGAAUAAAAAUGGAAUUGUUUUAUUUGU
Messenger RNA from Drosophila obscura, 2124 nucleotides. RefSeq lists its product as uncharacterized. The record is from RefSeq and is a predicted model, not a curated record. Gene Ontology annotation, molecular function: DNA binding; protein dimerization activity. The transcript is spliced from 3 exons. Lineage: Eukaryota; Metazoa; Arthropoda; Insecta; Diptera; Drosophilidae. Bases 168 to 1970 code for a protein of 600 amino acids.